Molecule: messenger RNA, 4119 nt
Organism: Symbiodinium natans
Lineage: Eukaryota; Dinophyceae; Suessiales; Symbiodiniaceae
Source: the annotation of a GenBank genome assembly
AUGCCGUCCAUGGCACCAGAAUUGGCGGUGUGCCUCUCCAAUGACCAUUGGAAGUGCCGAAAGGAUGCCUUGGAGAAGCUCGAGCGUUUGGACGAAGAGUCGGGUGAAUUGGUCUUCCCCAGCAUGCGGGCCACGCUCAGUGAUGGCAACAUGCGAGUUCGGCGAGCAGGUGCGCACGCAUUGGCCGAGUUUUGCUCGCCGGAGGUGUGGGGCAAGAAGCCCGCAGUCUUUGGGGUGCAAGCUGUGUCGGAGUUGACGCGACAUCUUGCAGACGCCGACUUGCAUGUUCGAAAGGCUGCAAGAGCGCCCCUGCGUGAACUUCAGGCAAAGGCGAUUGUGGGCGAUGUGGUCGUGGCAGGGCAAUCUGCCAUACCGUACCUCCAAGCACGUCUGCGAGACGAGGAUUGGCAAGUCCGCGAUGCCACUCUCCGAGCCCUUGCGAGUUUGGGCCCAGGGGCCCUGUCCACUGGCCGGGACAUUGCACGCCUUCUGGUCGAUGAGAGCGCUGUUUGCCGGGAAGCCGCCAAGUCGGCCUUGGACAAGCUGCUAGGAGUGGGCCUUGCUGCUGCUGACCUGCAGGUGGUGGUGCCACCGAAUGCCGAGCACUUUGUCGAGCGUUUAACGCACCAGGAUCCGAAGGUGCGCUGUGCGGCAGCUUGGGCACUGGGUCACAGUGCGGCGGCAGUCAUUGGACUGCACACGAUCCAAGACACCCUCGUCACAGAGUGCGAUGCGGCCGUCUUCCGAGUAGCAGUCGAGGCCUUGGGCUGGCUGGGUUUGGCCGCGCUGCCGGCUGCGCCAGAGUUGGGCCUCGGGCUCAAAACCUUUCUCUCCCGGCCCAAGAGCGAGGACGGCACGGAAGCAAGUCUUCAAGAGGAUCCCAACAAGCUUGCCAUGACGGAGUCCAUCUUCAAAAUCUACCAGGAGCUGCUGUUCGUCAUCGGCCGUGCUGUGGGCCGAAACGAGGGUCUCCAGCAGGCCUUACAGCGGGCCCAGCACUAUGCCUCGAGGUUGGGAAGAAGCACAAAUGUGCAGCGCGAAGAGGGCGUGACCUCGCUCAUGGAGCCGUGCCUGCCACAUGUUGGAGCCAUCACUGAGAUGAUACGCAUUCUGCUGGAUCCUACCUGCCCCGGUGCGCAGGCCGGUGUGCUUGGUGUGAGCACCGCCAUUGAAGCCCUGGAGAAGUUCAGGGAUGGUGGCCUGCUUGGUGAUUUCGACACCGUCCACUGCGGCCGGGACAUCGUCCAGGGCCUGCAGACCUGCCUGAAGGCCGACAAAGCCCGAGGCAAAGCAUGUGCCUUGGUCAAAGAUGUCACUUCAUUCUCGCAGAACACUUCCAGGCCUUUGCAGGGCAUGCAAACCGUGCCGAUCCAGUUGGAUGAAAAAGGGGGGGGAGGGGCUGGUGCAGCUGGUGAAACAGCUGCAGCACCUCGCCUGCGCCAGCAUAUUGUGGUAUCCAGCGGCCCACCGGUUUGUUCGAGCAUCUUGAGUGAUUGCCAAGUGGACUUUGAGGUGCCAGCGGAGCCGGCAAAGCCGGUGAAGAAGCGCUCUCCGAAUCGCCUGGUAGUAGAGGAAGCGCUGAAUGACGACAAUUCCGUCAUUUCCCUGUCGCAGGCCAAGAUGGAGGAGCUGAACCUUUUCCGCGGCGACAAUGUGCUCAUCAAGGGGAAGAAGCGAAAGGACACGGUUUGCAUCGUUCUGGCUGACGAGAAUCUAGAUGACAGCAAGAUCCGCAUGAACAAGGUUGUGCGAAAAAAUCUUCGUGUCCGCUUGGGUGACAUCAUCUCCGUCCACGCUUGUGGAGACGUUCCGUACGGAAAACGUGUCCACGUCCUCCCACUGGACGACACAAUCGAGGGCAUCACAGGCAACCUCUUCGACACCUAUCUCAAGCCUUACUACCUGGAGGCCUACCGCCCCGCCCGCCAGGGGGACCUCUUCCUUGUGCGCGGUGGCUUCCGACCAGUCGAGUUCAAGGUGGUCGGAGUGGACCCUGGAGAGUUCGUUAUCGUUGCACCAGACACAGUCAUCCACUGCGAGGGCGAGCCUGUCAAGCGGGAGGAUGAGGAGCGGCUCGACGACGUCGGAUAUGACGACAUCGGAGGCUGCAAGAAGGCCAUGGGUCAAAUUCGAGAAAUGAUCGAGCUGCCCUUGCGCCACCCCACGCUCUUUAAGACGCUGGGCGUAAAGCCACCGCGGGGGGUCCUGCUGUACGGCCCGCCCGGUAGUGGCAAGACCCUGAUUGCGCGGGCCGUGGCCAACGAGACCGGCGCCUUCUUCUUCUUGAUCAACGGGCCCGAAAUCAUGUCCAAGAUGGCAGGCGAGGCAGAGUCCAACCUGCGCAAGGCCUUCGAGGAGGCAGAGAAGAAUUCACCAGCAAUCAUUUUCAUCGAUGAGAUCGACUCGAUUGCGCCAAAGCGCGACAAAACCAGCGGCGAGGUCGAGAAGCGGGUGGUGUCUCAGCUCCUGACGCUGAUGGACGGCAUCAAGGGUCGGGGUCAGGUUGUGGUGAUUGCUGCGACGAACAGGCCGAACUCCAUUGAUGCCGCCCUCCGACGCUUUGGUCGUUUCGAUCGAGAGCUGGACAUUGGAGUCCCGGAUGACAACGGCAGGCUGGAGAUCUUGCGGAUCCAUUGCAAGAACAUGAAGUUGGCCACGGAUGUCAAGCUAGAGGAGGUGGCGUCCAAUACCCAUGGCUUUGUCGGCGCCGAUCUUGCCCAGCUCUGCACAGAAGCGGCCCUGACGCCGCCUGGCAUGACCCAGUGCAUCAGGGAGAAGAUGGACCUCAUCGACCUCGAGGAAGAAACCAUUGACGCGGAGAUUUUGGAUUCCAUGGAGCACUUCAAAUCUGCAAUGGGCACUGUGAACCCUUCUUCCUUGCGCGAGACGGUGGUGGAGGUCCCCAACAUCAAGUGGGACGACAUCGGCGGCCUCGAAGACACGAAGAGGUCGCUCCAGGAGACGAUCCUGUACCCAAUCGACCAUCCGGAAGAGAAGUUCGAGAAGUUUGGGAUGCAGCCCUCCCGUGGAGUGCUCUUCUACGGUCCGCCUGGCUGCGGGAAGACGCUGCUCGCCAAAGCUGUGGCUUCCGAAUGCUCCGCCAACUUCGUGAGCAUCAAAGGCCCCGAACUGCUGACGAUGUGGUUCGGCGAGUCAGAGGCCAACGUGCGCGAGGUCUUUGACAAGGCUCGUGCAGCAGCGCCCUGCGUGCUCUUCUUUGACGAGCUGGACUCUGUGGGCGUGGCCCGCGGCUCUAGCCAGGGUGAUGCCGGCGGUGCGGGCGACCGCGUGAUGAACCAGCUCCUCACAGAGAUCGAUGGUGUGGGCGCAAAGAAGAAUGUCUUCUUCAUCGGCGCCACCAACCGACCGGAGCUCCUUGAUGAGGCACUGCUGCGCCCAGGGCGCCUGGACCAGCUGAUCUACAUCCCCCUGCCCGAUCUCCCGGCGCGGCAAGGCAUCCUAGAAGCCACGCUGAAGAAGUCCCCGGUGGCACCCAACGUUCCCUUGUCAUUCAUCGCGCAGCUGGGCCAGCAGAAGACCGAGGGCUUCAGCGGUGCGGACCUGGCGGAGCGGCUGCCUUGGAGUGCUGUGUAUUCAGCUCUGCGGAAGGCGGCUCUGCCAGCGCGCCGCGAAGGCUCCAGCGUUAUGGUUGGGGCAGUGUUGCGGCAAGUGACCGGUCUCGUGAUGGCAGCUGUACGUGACGCCAUCGCUGCUGAUGAGCUCCGCGCAGGUGACGACGAUGCCAUGGACACCCAAAUGGGCUCCGAGAUCAGUCGCAAGCACUUCGAGGAAGCAUUCGCAGGGGCGAGGCGGUCUGUUGCCGGCUCGGACCUGGCUAAGUAUGACCAGUUCCGGAAGAAGUUCGACCCCGUUUACAUGAACUCGAGUGCGGGCGGCGGGACCGGCGUCGUCAUCAACUGGCCCGACGAUGUCGGCAUCGGCGCAACCGCGGCCGCUGCUGACGACGACGAUGACCUGCACGCUGGGCCGCGUUUGUUUCAUAGUUCAGGAGAUUUCAGAAGUGUUGCCAGGCGCCCAACUAGAAGGAUAAUUAGGAGGAACUCCCGUGCUCGGGUUUGUUUUCGUCUUGCGGUACAGUCCCCAGUAGUUUCAAGUUAG